Aspergillus homomorphus CBS 101889 is the source of this 554-nucleotide messenger RNA. RefSeq lists its product as uncharacterized. The record is from RefSeq and is a predicted model, not a curated record. The annotation marks the transcript as partial. The transcript has a single exon. NCBI's taxonomy places the organism in Eukaryota, Fungi, Ascomycota, Eurotiomycetes, Eurotiales, Aspergillaceae.
GGAGAGAGAGAAGGGACCGGGGAGGGGGGGGGGGGAGAGGCGAUGGUGAUGGAGGUGGAGGAGGAGGUGGAGGAGGAGGAGAAUGAGAAACGAGGAGAAUGAGGAGGAGGAAGAAAGGAGAAGGAAGGAGGGAUAUGAACGGGAGACCACACAGUCUGUCUGUAUGUUGUUUUGGUGGUGGUGGUGGUGGUGGUACGUGGUGGUCCUCAGGAAAUCGUCGCAGAAAGAAAAGAAGGCCAAUGGCCUACCGACCAAAGCAAAUGGUCGUGGAGAAUGGGUUCAGGAGGUGAAGCUCUCCCUCAAUCCAGUCAAUCAAUUAGUUAGCUAGUCAGUGGAAAACUAAUGAGCACCGCCGCCAGCCAAGGGACGGAAAGAGAAAUAGUCUCGCCCCAAAUGUGGGUUUUUCUUUGGGAGAAAUGGCCCAGUUUGCGCGGGAGUUCCGGAAGGGAGGCGGCGAACGAAGGGAAAAGGAAAUUUGGAAGAAGGGCGGGAGAAGAACUAUACCUCUAUACCCUGUAGGUGAAGAUGGAAAAGGAAAAAAGAGGGGAUUUCGU